AGCAAACGCUUCCCGCUGCAGCGCAUGCUGAACCGCCACCGCAAGAGCCACAGCCCCGUCAAGAAGCACCAGUGCAGCUACUGCAGCAAAGGCUUCAACGACACCUUUGACCUCAAGAGGCACCUGAGAACGCACACAGGCAUCCGCCCGUACCGCUGCUGCCUCUGCGGCGACAAGGGCUUCACGCAGCGCUGCUCCCUGGAGUCGCACCUGAGGAAGAUCCACCGCCUCCCCCAGACCUAUGGCUACCGGGAGCGCCGGGCCAAACUCUUUGUCUGCGAGGGGUGCGGCUUCACCUGCAGCACCAGCGACGAGUACCACGGGCACACCUGCCAGGGGCCCUCCGCCCCUGCCUACCUGGGGGACGACGACUUCCCCAAACCGGGGGCAGCUGGUUUUCGGGCUCAGUUGCACCUUCUGCUGAGUUAG
This is a messenger RNA of Protobothrops mucrosquamatus (brown spotted pit viper), 429 nucleotides long. It is a transcript of the gene OVOL3, whose product is annotated as ovo like zinc finger 3. NCBI's taxonomy places the organism in Eukaryota, Metazoa, Chordata, Lepidosauria, Squamata, Viperidae. Gene Ontology annotation, cellular component: nucleus. Bases 25 to 429 code for a protein of 134 amino acids. Gene Ontology annotation, molecular function: RNA polymerase II cis-regulatory region sequence-specific DNA binding; DNA-binding transcription factor activity, RNA polymerase II-specific. Gene Ontology annotation, biological process: regulation of transcription by RNA polymerase II; epidermal cell differentiation. The record is from RefSeq and is a predicted model, not a curated record. The transcript is spliced from 2 exons.